CGCACAGCUGACUAACCGAUAGUCUCCGAACCUUCGAGCAUUUGUUUUUGUGCCUUGUUGUUGUUGCCGUUGCCGAGGCAAAAAUAAAAAAAAAAUAAAUAAAAAAAAGGCGGCGACUCUUCCAGAAUAAUAAAGCUUAACAAUAUGGUAUAAUUACAUUAUUUUCGCUUCGGAAAAGAGGGAAUUCUAAUCUGUCAGUAAUUGCCACGAUACAUGCGCUUUUUUCGCACGCUGGUGACGUCGCUUCCAAGGAGAGCGCCCCCAGCCAGAAGAGGACACCCGAUCCACAGAGCCAUCACCAUCACCAUGCCAAGUGUCGCUGCAACCACAACCGCCACAUCGAUUGCAGCCCAGAUUGCCGAUAAUCCCGUCAAGAUCGCCCACAAGUGCCUCCAUCUGCCCGGGCGGACCAUGUCCUCGGACGUAAAUGGCUGUGGGCACUGUCCCGUAGUGCCCAUUAUCUCAGAUCCCGAUCGCCGACGCAUCCAGGUGCUUCAGGACACUGCCUUCAGCUUUUUUACGGAAACCCUUCAUCGCUAUGGCGUCGAGGAGCUGAUCUUCUGCUUCAACGGCGGCAAGGACUGCACCGUCCUUCUGGAUCUCCUCAUGAGUUAUCUGCGCCAGGAGUGCAUAUCCAGUCAGGAGAUACCAAUGCUGUAUAUCAAGUCCGGGGAUUCCUUCCCGGAGAUCGAUGACUUUGUGGCCAGUUGCAUUCGGAACUACAGGGUCCGCCUGGUCGAGUAUGACGGGUCGCUGAAGGAGGCGCUCACCCACAUGCAGGAGGACAUGCCCAAGAUCAAGGCUGUGUUUGUGGGCAGCCGGAACACGGAUCCCUACUGCCAGAACCUGGCCCCCAUGCAGCCCACGGAUAGCGACUGGCCGCCGAUGAUGCGAUUGAAUCCCCUCCUGGAAUGGACCUACCACGACGUCUGGCACUACAUCCACAUCAACUCGGUGCCCUACUGCAGUCUGUACGAUCGGGGCUACACCUCCAUCGGCAAUCGCUCCAACACAGUUCCCAAUCCGCAUCUCCGGCGAACGACUGCGGCGGACUCCUGCGGCUGUUCCGGCGUUUGUAAUUCCAUUCCCGCCACCACCAGCCAGCCAAGCACCACUACCGGUAGCUACCGACCGGCCUGGGAGCUGGCGGAUCCAAAACAGGAGCGGGCCGGACGCCUGCCCAGGAAAUAGUGCAAUUCUUUCUUUAUUUUCCGAUAGCUCAUUAGGCGUAGUUAGUCGCAAAUUGUAAAUAAUUGUGUGUUUUUUUGGAUUUGGAUUAGAAAUUGAUUGAUUUUUGUAUGACCCGAGCUCAGUUUGAAUAAAUUGUGCAGCUUCGCGAUCGGUCAGUCACCUUAAGCAGGCUUCACUGUGUUUCCUCA
This is a messenger RNA of Drosophila ananassae, 1379 nucleotides long. It is a transcript of the gene Flad1, whose product is annotated as FAD synthase. The transcript is spliced from 3 exons. The record is from RefSeq and is a predicted model, not a curated record. Gene Ontology annotation, molecular function: FMN adenylyltransferase activity. The coding region runs from base 214 to 1191 and encodes 325 amino acids. Gene Ontology annotation, biological process: FAD biosynthetic process. NCBI's taxonomy places the organism in Eukaryota, Metazoa, Arthropoda, Insecta, Diptera, Drosophilidae.